ACCCGACUGCCAUGCAAGGGGGUGAAGAAGGUCAACUUUUGAACCCUCGAGCGUGGAACAGAUACGGAUAGAUGAUGGCUAUCGGAUGAUGGCAUCGAAUAUGAAUAAGUGUAUCCCUUUUAAUGCUCCCUUGUGUAUCUGUAUCCGUAGCCUCCAAAGACCCUUGUUCAGCCGAGCGCCGCUCCCAAGCGCCAGCUUGACACCAGCUGGACCAGGUUCUCUCUGCCCGUUCAGCUUCUCUCAUCCCUAUCUCGCCCGUUGGGCGUUUUACGUGAUUCACAAAAGGCCAAAGAAGAACCCACUUACGCAGAACGCACGACACACCGCUGAUCGUCGAAGAGGGACAUCCGACGGGAGGACCUACAACAGUGAGUACCCAUCAUGCAGAGACGCAAGGAAAGGGCGGCGGCAGCAGCCCCAUGUCUCUCUCUUUUGGGGGUAGCUGGGGUUGCUGGGAAAGCGGGCGCGCGGCGCGUGGCUUGUCGAUCGUGGUGGUGUCAGUGGUUGAUGCCUUUGGUGGUGGUAGGUCCCGGAAGGCGAUUCCGUGGGAGCCGGUGGACGCUGUAUAUUUGCUUUUUCAAGUUGUUGUUCGUCAAGGACUGCUGUGUAGGGUUUAGCUAUGACUUGGGAG
Colletotrichum godetiae is the source of this 631-nucleotide messenger RNA. RefSeq lists its product as uncharacterized. Bases 86 to 442 code for a protein of 118 amino acids. NCBI's taxonomy places the organism in Eukaryota, Fungi, Ascomycota, Sordariomycetes, Glomerellales, Glomerellaceae. The transcript is spliced from 2 exons. The record is from RefSeq and is a predicted model, not a curated record.